This is a messenger RNA of Marmota flaviventris (yellow-bellied marmot), 1035 nucleotides long. NCBI's taxonomy places the organism in Eukaryota, Metazoa, Chordata, Mammalia, Rodentia, Sciuridae. The record is from RefSeq and is a predicted model, not a curated record.
AUGGCAGAAAUGAACAAGACCGACAUCCAGCAGCCCAAAGAUCGUCAGAAGCCCAUAAAGACGGAAUGGAAUUCCCAGUGUGUCAUUUUCACUUAUUUCCAAGGAGACAUCAACAGUGUCGUGGAUGAGCACUUCUCAAGAGCUCUGAGCAAUAUCAAGAGACCCCAAGGAUUGAACUCCUCAAGCCAGAGUGAAGAUGUGAUCCUGAGGAAUGAUAGUGACAUGCCUCCAAAUCAGUGGCGUUUCUCUUCUCCUUGGACAAAGUCACAACUGGAAAUGUCGCGUGCAAAUAGUGCCAACAACAGCAGCUUGAAUAUGUCUGGUCCCUUGGCUAUGAAUCAGUAUCCACUGUCUCUGCCUGAGACCCACUCUGUUCAGCCUCGGGAUCUGUGGCAUUUUCCCUCCCUAGCCAGCCCCAGGUCCCUGGAGCCUGGCUACUCUCAUGUCUUUCCGGAUGGGCACCUGGUUCCAGAGCCCCGGCCUGAUGGGAAAUGUGAGCCUCUCCUAGGUCUCCUCCAGCAAGACAGAUGUCUAAACUGUCCUCAGAAAUUUGCCACGAGAGAGGAUCGCAACCCUGUCCAGAUAGCCGGAAGCACAGGAUUGCUUUUCAACCUACCUCCCAGAUCAGUCCACUGUAAGAAAAUAUAUGUCUCCCCAAGUCAUGGACCUGCCAGUCCCAACCUUGCAAAUGAAAUCUCCUUGCUCAACCAACUGUGUGACCACAGGCAAAUAACUCAGCUUCUGGAGAGCAAGCCUCCGUUAGAGGAGUGGGACCAUGGACAGACCUUCAAGCAGAAGGAAGUAGUAACCACCCUUUAUACUGUCCUUCCCAGGACAGUUUCAGAUCUCAUGGAUGCUGUAGACUCCAGACUCAUCAUCCACCUGUCUACUGGCCACCAGUUCCCAGAGGCCCCUCAAUCAUCAGUCCCUGCCAAGUAUGUUUCUACUCCUGCAUUUUCUGAAUCGUUUAAUGACAACAUCAUUAACCCAGCCAAGCAAGAUAAGAACUUGGAAAUAAAUUCCAUGUUUUAUUGA